UGCCGCUCUAAGCAAAAUCAACCUCAAGUGAUGAGCGUGUUCUUCGUUAGAUUGCGGAUAACUGAUAUCUGGGUUUUUUGUUUCAUAUCACUUCGCAGCGAGAAUUGGAGGGUUUGUAGGUGCUGAUAAUUGAGUCAGUCAGUCAGUCAGUCAGUCGGUUUGUUUGUGUGUGUGUGUGUGUAAUCUGAUUGAAGAUCAUUGUUUUAACUGCAUGCAUCUUUCGUCGCGACCGAAUAUGGGGGUUUACAGCGAUUGAACUUGACGACCUUGCAUGAUGUUUCGAAGCGAGAGUCCGCCCAAAGAGAGGGGGCGUGGCAAGGCCCACCUGGAAAGCAAUCUGAUUCGACGACGUGAACGUGACUUUAAACACCAGCAAAUGUGGAUUGGUGCGCAGGAUUACUACCGCAAAUGGGACAAAGUCAACAGCAAGUUCGACCAAUGGACGUCACCUCGAUACUACGCAGACAACAACAAGAUGCUGUCAGACCUCAGGCAUAAGCGGGAUAAGGAGGAGUUGCUCGUGAAACGGCGCGAUGCCCUCCGCAAGCUGUUCGACGAAGAAAACAGAUCGUUCCAAAUCGAGCUGACAGUGACAAAGAGUCUGCAUAAGCCGCGGGUCAAGGAGGUUUCCACUGAGACUCUGCGCGAUUUGAAUUGCGAAAUGAAGCAAAGAGCAGAAGAGAGGCGGAAGCGGGAGGCGGAAAUCAAACUGUACCACCAGUGGCGGACAAACAACCCGUUAAUCAGACAGUUCGAAAGCAAGUACAAACUCAAAGAUCUGAAACUGUCCUGGUUGGAUCAGCAAAUCGAGAAGCGGAUGCAAAAGGAAGCGGAAGAAAAGGAAUGCACUCGGCUCAUCAAAGAGCAGCAAGAGUCGAGAAGGCGGGCGAAGGAGAAAGAAGCCGAAUUGAAUCAACAGAGCGAGGAGAAGAAAUCGAGGCUGAAAGAGUGCCUGGACAAGCAAGUGGAAGACUUGAAGCAAAAGCAAAAAAUCAGUGACGAACUACGCGACAAAGAAGCUGCAGAACUGAAGCGGAAAAAUGAACUGUGGGAAUUGCAGGAAGCCACUAAACUCGAACAUCAAAGACGCCGGGCGAGAGAAACGGCGUUGUUCAACAUCAAGCAGCACAAACUUAAGUUGAAGCAAAAAGCCCAAGAUGUGCUGGAAGCGUUGGGACAUGACCAAGAACUGAUACUCCGGAUGAAGCGACUUGAGCUGGAACAUCUUAUGGAGGACGAAAAGAAACGGAUCGAAAUUAGACGCGACCUCGAAGAAUUCCUAAGCAUUGUGAGGCAACAACAAGACCUAGAGAAACAGCGACAGAAACAGUUUGACUUCCUUUUCGACUCCGAAGCCAAGAUCAUUCACGACAAGCAGAUGCAAAAGUGGAACAGCGAAGAAUUCGCCCGGAAAAAUCUGCUGAAAAGUGUUUUGGACGCUCUCAAUAAACAGGUGGAGGACAAACUUGCCAUCACGAAGCAAGUCCAAAGGGAGGUCCUUCAGGAACGCGAAGACAUGCUGGUCAAAGUCGAGCAGUACCACAGCGAUUUGCAACUCCUAAAGGAAGAGGACGCGAAGCGCAAGCAGGAGCGAAGACGAGACAUUGAAGAGGACAUUAAGGAGAAGAACGCCCACAAGAAACAGAAGGAGAAUGCAAAAAUGAAGCAAAUUGACGAGCAACUGCAGCGAGUUCGGCAAGAGGAGGAUCGGCUAUGUGAAGAAAUUAUGAAAAUCCAGGGCAAAUCUAAUGGGGGCCGAACUAAAGAGGGAAGGCACUUUUGUUGACCGACCGCCAUUUCCCCUCUAGGAACUUUAUUAUUUCUCUAGCGGCAAUAGUUCAAGUCCAAUUGACAUUAGACCAUUGCCCCUAGAGAAUAAUCACGUAAAACCAUUAAUUUUUGGCAUUAUCGGUUACUCUCUCGCAGUCAUAGCCCAAUAUUGAAAAGUAUUAGACUAUUGGCAGUAGAGGAGCAAUAGUAAAUGUGAACUCAGAAAUGUUUUUGAAGAAUAUAAGAAAAAGGUCA
Molecule: messenger RNA, 2025 nt
Organism: Dendroctonus ponderosae (mountain pine beetle)
Lineage: Eukaryota; Metazoa; Arthropoda; Insecta; Coleoptera; Curculionidae
Product: trichoplein keratin filament-binding protein
Exons: 3
Coding region: 272-1786 (504 amino acids)
Biological process (GO): apoptotic process
Cellular component (GO): keratin filament
Source: RefSeq, a predicted model, not a curated record